AUGGCAGGUCUGCUUCUCUGCGCCAUCUUUAUCUGGCUUGCCAGUGCAGACACUCCUUGCUGGUGCGCUAAUGACCAAGUUCUCGGGACAUGGAAGAUAGAAUCCACUGGCUUUAAGUACACAAUAACGAAUGAUAGAACAAGUUGUCCUGCAAGUAUACGUGUAAAAGAGACCAGAAUGAUAACGCUCUUGUCACCCAACGUUGCAGUCGAUGAGGACACAGGAGCCAGCGGGACCUGGUCGCAAGUUUACUCUCAGGCCAUACAGAUUAACAUUGGCGACUUGAAGUAUCUCUACUUUUUGGCCUGGGAGGAUGUGCCAGACUCUUCUACUGUUCAUUCCAUGUGCUACAAGUCCCAGCCAGAGAUGGGGUGGGCCGUGAAACAGGGCAUGAUGCGGCGCUACAGGGCCUGCAUACGCGCCACCAAUGUCAAGCCUCUCCUGACCACAGUUGACAAUUAUUAUGAGCCGUCUGGCCCGGGGCCGGUCAACCCCACUCUUAUUAGAAGAAAACUAGACGUGUCCGUCCCAACGGGAGACAUGUACAUCCAAAUGAAAAAGAACGGUGACGUCACUAAUAUACCAGCAGGCUUCCGACAGUCCUUUUCACAUAGCUUGUUCCCCACGGGUGCAGCUGCCGAGAAUAGUAACUCAUCGUACAGAGGAGAUAAGCUCCCCAAGAACUUCGAUUGGAGAUCUGUCAAUGGUAAGUCAUAUGUCCCUGAACCAUUUGACCAGGGCCACUGCGGGUCGUGCUAUACAGCUGCCACCGUCUGGGCCAUGACAGCACGUGUCAUGGUUGCUAGUGAGGACGAGGACAAGCUCGGGGCGACCAGACGACUCUCUGUUCAGCACGCCCUUGACUGUAACCAGUAUGCUCAAGGGUGCAGUGGCGGCUUUGCCGAGAUGGUAGUUAAGUUUGCAGAAGAGUUCGGGAUCCUUACAGAGAACAGCUAUUACAUAUCGUACCUAUCUGGAGACGGUGUAGAGCGACCGUGCAAGGCAGGUAAGUUCCUAGAAGGGGACCGCUACUUCUUCACUGCAGGCCUUCCUCUUGGGGGCUAUACAGGCGCCGUUACAGAUCCUGAAGAAAUCAAGUGGGAAGUCUAUCGUCAUGGUCCCUUACCAGUCUCCGUUUAUGCAGGUAAUGAUUUGUUUAAGAACUGCUCGCCGUACGGGCCAUCAUCUAGGGCUGCCUAUACUGAUGAUGAUGACGUCAGUGCAAACGAUAAGGCCAAGCGUCACUACUUUGCGGAGUAUCUUGACCAUCUUAUCUUUAUCAUAGGUUGGGAGGAAGACGAGAACGGUGUUGCUUACUGGAGAAUUCAAAAUUCCUGGGGUGCAGAUUGGUGUGACGGCGGUACUUCUCGGAUUGCAUUGGGCCGAAAUGAAUAUGGGAUUGAGACAGCGCCGGUUCCAUUUUAUUGGUGGCGAAAUGGAAGGGUCUAUUACGACGAGGGAUUGGUGGCUGUGUCACUAGCAGAGAUCAUCAUUCUUCCAGUAGCCAUUGUCGUCCUGGCUGGACUGAUUAUUGGCCUAUCCUUCGUCAUUGCCAUAAUGAAGAAGAAUAGACGCCUUAAGUAUCAGAGGCUGCGGGAUGAGCAGACCACUCACUAUGAGUUCACAUCAACAGCUCUAGACUCAACGGUUCCAGAAUCAACGACUGAUCCAUCCUCUUAUCAGUGA
This is a messenger RNA of Giardia duodenalis, 1686 nucleotides long. RefSeq names its product Dipeptidyl-peptidase I. Lineage: Eukaryota; Fornicata; Diplomonadida; Hexamitidae. The transcript has a single exon. Gene Ontology annotation, cellular component: lysosome. Gene Ontology annotation, molecular function: cysteine-type endopeptidase activity. The record is from RefSeq and is a predicted model, not a curated record. The coding region runs from base 1 to 1686 and encodes 561 amino acids.